Molecule: messenger RNA, 9214 nt
Organism: Lymnaea stagnalis (great pond snail)
Lineage: Eukaryota; Metazoa; Mollusca; Gastropoda; Lymnaeidae
Source: the annotation of a GenBank genome assembly
GUCUCCUGUUCAAUGCGGUGAUCUUUCAGUUCCAGACUUAAGGCAACAUUCUGGAGACCAAAACAUCAACAUUGUUGUUGCAGGCGUGCUGGAUGUGGCAGGAUUUUAUGUCGUAUUGUUGGUCGAUGUCUGCUGGAUGCCGCACGCCGUACGGAUGGCAGACAACAACGGUUCAUGUUAAAUUGUGAUGGCAUUGGACGUAACGUAAAUUUUAUGUUAAAUUGUGAUAGCAUGGGGUGCAAAGUUUUUAAAUUGUGAUAGCAUGGGGCGCAAAGUUUUAAAUUGUGAUAGCAUGGGGCGCAAAGUUUUUAAUUGUGAUAGCAUGGGGCGCAAAGUUUUUAAUUGUGAUAGCAUGGGGCGCAAAGUUUUUAAUUGUGAUAGCAUGGGGCGCAAAGUUUUUAAUUGUGAUAGCAUGGGGCGCAAAGUUUUUAAAAUGUGACUUAAGUUUAUUUAAUCGGGACGUAAGGUUUAUUUAAUUGUGAUAGGUUAUGACGUAAAGUUUAUUUAAUUGUGACAUAAAUUUAUUGUGAUAGGCUGUUACGUAAGUUUAUUAAAUUGUCACGUAAAGUUAAUUGAAUUGUGAAAUAAAGUUUAUUACAUUGUGACGUAAAGUUUCUCAAAUUGUGAUAGGAUGUGACGUAAAGUUAAUUGUUCAAAUGCUGUGAUAUAGAACGCAAUGACAUUCACGGCGGUGUUAAUAUGACGGCAUUGACCUCUAGCUCUAGCUCAGUCGCCAUGAUUUAAUGUCGUGAAGUUACCGGCCUUGCCCAGAGUUUUGUUUCCUGACGAUCAUCUGUCUCCAAAGAUAACUUCGUUUAUUAUUUGAUGCUAUUUUGUGAGAUAAGUGGAUAUCAGUGGAGAACUUAGAAUUUUGGCCGCCCCUAAUAACGACAACCACAAAGCAUACAUAAAACAAAUAGAAUCAAAGCUAUAUAAAGUAUAUUAUGGAGUAGACUGAAAAGACCACCCCCCAAAAAAAUAAGCGCAUCUUCCUAUUCCCGUGCACACCAUCAACCUUUUUAGGAAAAGAUGAGAUAAGAUUCUUUUAUUGACACAAAUAAAUGUUUAUUUUUUUAUUACACCGUACGUAUUCAUUUUCAGCACAUAAAUAAACACCUAUUUUAACCUAGAAAUUAUUUUAUAAUUAUAAUAAUUAAAAGACAAAACAAGUUAAGUAUUUCUCUAGCUUUGAAAUCAGCCAUAACUGAACUCCUUUAGUGACAAUAAUGACGUAAUUAGGUUAUCAUUUAGAUUAGGUAACCACGGGAAAGGAGGGAGGCACGCUGCUAAAAUCGUUUAAAAAGAAGAGUUGGACCAAUGAAUAUUGUAGCGAUUUUCGUCUCGUUCUGCCUUUGUUCUCUAUUUCGUUGUGGUGAUGAUAACACUUGCUUACUGUCACUCUAUUUCGUUGUGUGGAUGAUACCCCUUGCUUACUGUCACUCUAUUUCGUUGUGUGGAUGAUACCCCUUGCUUACUGUCACUCGUAAUUCAACAUACAAGUCACUCAAAAUUCGAUGACGAUGGUUGCAGUCUUUGACCUUUUAUUUAUCUUCUACAUCGAAUUCACUCUCCCUCUAUCUCUCUUGCUCUCUCUCUCUCCCUCCCUCCCUCUCUCUCUCUCUCUCUCUCUCUCUCUCUCUCUCUCUCUCUCUCUCUCUCUCUCUCUCCCCUCUCCCUCUCCCUCUGUUCCUCUCUCUACUCUCUCCCUCCACGCCGCUCUCCCUCUCUUAUCUCUCUCUCUCUCUCUCUCUCCCUCCCUCCCUCUCUCUCUCUCUCUCUCUCUCUCUCUCUCUCUCUCUCUCUCUCUCUCUCUCUCUCGCACUCAGCUCCGACUGUACCGGUUCGUCUCUCUCUUUCGUUAUGGGUUUCGCUCGUCUGUCCUCUACUCCUGUCCGGCGGAGUUGUCCCUCCCGACUGUCCACUUUCCUGUCCGGCUGAGUUUUACCUAGUCCCGUCUAACGGUCCCCUUUUUGUAAGUCCUCGGAUUCGGUCGUCGCGUCUCUAGAGAUUCCUUCCUCGGGCUAUCCUAUUUGGACAUCUUUGUACUUAAAAUAUUUCCACUGCCCCCUUCUGUUUCAAUGGACAUCAACCAGCCACGACUAGUCACACAGGACUUUGUAUCUCUAUUUCUACAUCUCAAGUACUAACAAUUUUUUCCCUCCGUCUUAAUGGUCAUCAACUAGCCGUAACGGUCGAUGUUAUGUAGCACAAUUUCUUGUGCGUGAACUUUCCUCGACCUCACAGGACACUCCUAGCAGACACUAACGUCUGUUGUGGGCGUGGCUAAAUCUCUUUGAAGUAUCUUGUUUACAAUCGGCUUCCAAAUACGCAUUGGGUAUAAUGUCUCCAGGUACCUUCUGGAAUGUACUCCUUAACCCGAGAUAUGUAAACAACACGUCAUAAGCCCUUCUGGAAGCGUCUUACUCUACAUGUAUAUAAAGGAUUGACAGAUACGAAGGGAGGGAGAUUUCAGAUAGAUUUUCUUAACAUUACGUGGCGUGUUUUAUUCUUUGUGUAUUUGUGUGCUCAUAUAUGUUUAUUUCGCAUUAUUUAUUGGCACAUUAUUCUAACUGUGUUAACUGUGUACCGGUACAAGAUCUACCAUACUGUAAGUUGAAGAUUGUAAUUAUAUUUUUCUUUUGUAAUUAUCUUAAGACAUAAUAAAUCUUAUUAAUUGUAACUAGAAACUGUUUUGGGUCGUAUCCUUAAUAUUGUUGAUUCUAUGGUAUCGUCCUUUGUUAUGCACUGCUUACAACGAGCCAAUUAAAAUUAAAAUAGGAGAUUAAUUUCUCCCAAUACAAGUCAGUGCAUAACAGUCGACCCGGUGCAAUCUGACACCCUGCGACAGUUGUGGACGGCGCCUGUCUGUCCUACCCAAGUUCCCCCACCCUCGGUUUGCCUGGACACAGAGGCGUAGCGAGGGUGUUUGGCGCCCGGGGACAAGAUUCGCGCCCGGGGACAAGAUCCAUUUUAAAGCGCCCCUUUUUCUUUUUUUCAACUCUCAAACCCAUUAUUUUCAUCAAUAAAAUAACAUCAAAGCACAUUUUGGCGCCCCAUCUCGCAGGCGCCCGGGGACAUCUGUCCCCCCGCCCCCUCACUACGCCUCUGUCUGGACAUCCCUCAUUAACUGACCACCCGCCUCUACAUGCCAAUGUCUUGAUUUAUUAUACUGAAUCACCGUCAAGGUCGCUGGACUCUCUACAAUGUCACAUAGCCCGCUGCCCCUGGCUGACGAAACCUCCGAAACAUCACAAACUUGAGCGAGUCUUUCCAUUAUUAAUUUCAUCAGUAAUUUAAUACUGCUACAAACUGCUAGCUGCAAGAAAUUUAAAAGAUGUCCACUUCUCUGGGUUGAAGUUGUCAGAAAAUGCCAGCAGUCUACUCGGCAGCUUUCUGUGCAGCAUGACGUCAGAGAUCACAUGUUGCCAGGUGUGACGUUGAAAUGUUUCGUUGUAUACAGUGACAUGAUUAAUCAUUAUGUUAUUUAUUUGACAUAUUAUGUUAUUUUACCUGUUUUGCUAUUUCAGAAUUCAGACUUGCUGAGCGCCGGUGAGCACAUUUUUAGAAUAAGGAAAACAAGACCAAAAUUAUUUUUAAUGAAACAAACUGUCGAGCUUUACAAGUCAAGCUUUGCAAGCCAUGCUUUACUGCUUCGAGUUUCACUGAUCAUGAGUCAUUGAAAAAACAACCACAUAAAUCUUCGAGGUUUUGUUCAGUUUUCUUUUUUUUUAAGAAGAGAUUUUUGUUAAAUUUCUGUUUUUAAAAAAAUCAAAACAUUUUUCUAACUGAAAUCAAGUUCCCCAUGGCGGCAACAACAUCGAAAAAUGCCUCAUUUCCGGUAACGACCAUUGAGUACCCGGCCUUGGCGCUCGUGUCCGAGUUUUUACGAGAGUCAGAUGACGUGGUGAGAUGCAACAAGAGCAGAAGUCAUCCGUCACAACUCGAGCCGUAUCACGAGAGUUUGGAGGUCACGUUCCCACAGAUCAGCGCCACCAAAUCGACGUCGUCCCUGACAGCUCCGGUCCCUGUCAGUGGAUACGGUCAGACCAGUGCCGGGAAACACCAAACAAAGAAUGAAGCUGAAAUCGCCGAUGAUCUCAUCUUUCACACUAGGCGGGGAUCCCUGGGCAACAACGGCUUUACGUCACUCACCGGAUGUGGGGGUCAAGGUCCCGGAAAGCGACGAGGUUCAAUAACAGACUCGAUAGACAGGUGAGAUAAAAGCAAAUAACAAGGUUAAGUGUUUUCUUGUCCAGCCAAAGUUAUGUGUGGUUUUGUCCAGCCAGAGCAAAAAUUAUGUGUUUUCUAUUCCAGCCAAAUUGUGUGUAUUCUUGUCCAGUACAAGUUAGGUUUGGUCUUGUCCAGCCAAAGCUAGACUUGGUCUAGUCCAGCCAAAGUUAGGUGUGGUCUUGCCCAGUCAAGGUUAUAUAUGGUCUAAUCCAGCCAGAGUUAGGCGUGGUCUAGUCUAGCCAGAGUUAGGCGUGGUCUAGUCCAUUUAAAGGUUAAUGGGGUUAGAUCUCAACUUAGACAUAUUUUCCUUUUAAAUUAAACGUUGUUAGGUAUUGGAAUUAUUAUUCUGGAACUUGGAGAGUUUCAGAAGUUUGGUCGUGUCAGAGUACAUUUGGGCACUGGCCCAGUAUUUAGUCGUGUCAGAGUACGUUUGGGCACUGGCCCAGUAUUUGGUCGUGUCAGAGUACGUUUGGGCACUGGUCCAGUAUUUGGUCGUGUCAGAGUACGUUUGGGCACUGGCCCAGUAUUUGGUCGUGUCAGAGUACAUAUGGGCACUGGCCCAUUAUUUGGUCGUGUCAGAGUACGUUUGGGCACUGGCCCAGUAUUUGGUCGUGUCAGAGUACGUAUGGGCACUGGCCCAGUAUUUGGUCGUGUCAGAGUACGUUUGGGCACUGGCCCAGUAUUUGGUCGUGUCAGAGUACAUAUGGGCACUGGCCCAGUAUUUGGUCGUGUCAGAGUACGUUUGGGCACUGGCCCAGUAUUUGGUCGUGUCAGAGUACGUUUGGGCACUGGCCCAGUAUUUGGUCGUGUCAGAGUACGUUUGGGCACUGGCCCAGUAUUUGGUCGUGUCAGAGUACGUUUGGGCACUGGCCCAGUAUUUGGUCGUGUCAGAGUACGUGUGGGCACUGGCCCAGUAUUUGGUCGUGUCAGAGUACGUUUGGGCACUGGCCCAGUAUUUGGUCGUGUCAGAGUACGUUUGGGCACUGGCCCAGUAUUUGGUCGUGUCAGAGUACGUGUGGGUACAAGCCCAAAAUUUUCUAUUUGUGUAACAUUUCCCCGCCCUACUACAAAAUGAUUUGUAUCUAAGUAACUUUGAGACUUUUUAGUUUUUACGUGAACCUCUAACGCCAGUAAAUAAUGAGAGAAAUGUUACACCCCUACCCAACGACUCCAACAUCCCCCCCCCCGAAUCAUCUACGUCUCGCUCGGGUUAGACAACAUUGUCGUAACUCCACAGAGCCACUGAAUAUUCCUAAAUUUAAACGUUAAAAGUCCAAUAAACUUUGAAGAAACAAGGUUAACACAGAGAUAAUAUUUGCGUUUCAGAGAAUUACGCAGCAUGUACAAAAACAGUGUGGAGGAGCGACGCUUGGUGAGUGCGUGCAACGAGCUGGACAGACAAUCGUUGUCAGAGUCAGUGGAGCACAGACACAGGAAAAUACAGGUGACACCCAGUACAUUUGACAGUUUUUUAGGGGACAUUGAGUACAUUUUACAGGUGACACCGAGUACAUUUUACAGGUGGCUCUGAGUACAUUUUACAGGUAGCACCGAGUACAUUUUUCAGGUAGCACUGAGUACAUUUUACAGGUGGCUCUGAGUACAUUUUACAGGUACACUGAGUAUAGUUUACAGGUGGCAUUGAGUACAUUUUACAGGUGGCAUUGAGUACAUUUUACAGGUGGCACUGAGUACAUUUUACAGGUGGCACUGAGUACAUUUUACAGGUGGCUCUGAGUACAUAUUACAGGUAGCACUGAGCACAUUUUACAGGUGGCUCUGAGUACAUUUUACAGGUAGCACUGAGUACAGUUUACAAGUGGCACUGAGUACAUUUUACAUGUGGGAUUGAGUACAUUUUACAGGUGGCAUUGAGUACAUUUUACAGGUGACAUUGAGUACAUUUUACAAGUGACACCGAGUACAUUUUACAGGUGGCACUGAGUACAUUUUACAGGUGACACCGACUAUUUUACAGGUGACACCAAGUACAAUUUACUCAGUAAAGUAUAAACUAUGAACUCAGCUUCUUGAUGACGUCUCCACGACCCACCAACCCGUAACUACUAACCACCAACCAUUAACCCAUAAGCACCAUCUCUGGCAUGGUUUUAAAAUACCAGUUAAACUGACCCUUAUAGUAUAGGAUAAAAACCUACUUUCUCCUACUCCUAGGUUAUAAGCAGGGACAUCAUUUGUGUAUUGCAAAAAAAAAAGGGGGGGGGGGCAUUUGGGGAGGGGGGAAUACCAGUUAAACUGACCCUUAUAGUAUAGGAUAAAAACCUACUUUCUCCUACUCCUAGGUUAUAAGCAGGGACAUCAUUUGUGUAUUGCAAAAAAAAAAGGGGGGGGGGGCAUUUGCGUAGGGGGGAUGUAGGUAGACUACAUCCUCGCGGUAUUCAGAGUUUGUCACUAUCGGAUGAACGGAGUGAUCUAGCGGGUAAAUAAGGCGUCAUGGGCGCUUUGAGAUAGGACGGCGCCAGGUCAAGCAAGUAGCGUAGCACAGAGGUGUAAUUUUGUACACUAUGCGAGCGCGGACCGGCAGCCAAUGCAGCUCUCUCAGAAGUGUUUUAGCAUGGUCAUAUUUGCGUUUGCGCAGAACAAUGCAGCCGCAUCUAGGAGCGUAGCCGGAAGACCCACCAUGAGAGCAUUGCAGUAGUCCAUGCGUGAUAGCACCUGAAAGUAAAUGAGGUGCCACAUAGUUUCACCUUAUCACCACAUGAAAGUAUCGGUACACGAGGUGCCACAUAUUUUUACCUUAUCACAUGAAAGUACAGGUACAUGAGGUGCCACAUAGUUUCACCUUAUCAUCGCCUGAAAGUACCGGUACAUGAGGUGCCACAUAGUUUUACCUUAUCAUCACCUGAAAGUACACGACGUUCCACAUAUUUUUACAUUAUCAUCACCUGAAAGUACCAGGACAUGAGGUGCCACAUAGUUUUACCUUAUCAUCACCUGAAAGUACCGGUACAUGAGGCACCACAUAUUUUUACCUUAUCAUCAUCUGAAAGUACACGAGGUGCCACAUAGUUUCCCCUUAUCAUCACCUGAAAGUACCGGUACAUGAGGUGCCACAUAUUUUUACCUUAUCAUCACCUGAAAGUACAAGAGGUGCCACAUAGUUUCACCUUAUCAUCACCUGAAAGUACAUGCGUAUUUUAAGGGUAUGGUCAAUGUUCCCUCUAAGGUUUGCUGGUUCGUGUGCAAAGUUUAACAGCAUCAAUUUUUGUGUGUGCAAAAUUUUACAGCCCACAAACAUAAGCACACACUUAUAUGGAAAUUUGCUGCGCGUCUGUUGGAUAGACGCCGCGCAGCUUAAAGGGAACAUUGGGUAUGGUAUAACUGAUUGAUGCUCAUCCAAAUAACAUAAAUUCUCACUUACAUAUCUUCUGUUGCACUGUGCACACCCAUUAAGUGUGCAGUGUGGUGCACUGUGCACACCCAUUAAGUGUGCAGUGUGGUGCACAGCUAAAUUCAGGUAUGCGCCAGAAAUUACCCCUGCAUCUUGAAACAAUCAACACAUUUCUGUAUAGGGGCUCAUUCUGUUUCCCGCCCAUUUUUCUUCCUCGGUCACUUUCAUUGGAUUUCCUCUAAGAGUUUGAGUGCUGGUUUCUGGUUUUAAUGUGUUUGCAAAUAUCGGGAAUAGGUGCUGGACAAACUUCAAUAACUGCCCUCAAAUUUUCCUCAACCAUUAAACUCAAACCCCCAACUACCGCGCACGCGAAUAAAUUUUGUUCAAAAUUCACACCACUUCAAAAUGAAUCAUUAUAAAUCACAUACUAUAAUAUAAGUUAAAAGUAUAAGGACGUAUUUAAUGUUUGUUACAUUUUCAAAUCCUUUUUCAGAUUUUCAAAGAGUACAAAAAUUUGAUCAAGCGAUUGCCCAGUGCCGAUGAAUGGUUGAGCCGACGGAAGUCUCGCACCGGGAUGUGGAAGGAACGAGAACGCGAAGACAUUGCCAAGAGGUACAGCAGGCGAUCACGUCAUUUCCGGGCGCCGAAUGAACUGAAGGACACUGUCGAUAAAAUAAGAUCAUUCGUCGCGUCAGAGCCCGGGGCCCCCCACAUUUCUGGGCCGGAACUCAACGACUCUAGUGAUGACGACGUUGAAGGUCUGCACGUCAAAAUGUCCUCGCUGAACAUGGCACGUCGCUUCACGAUUUCGUCCUUGAACUUGAACGCGCCCGCCUCGGAGCUGAAGAAAUUGAGCAACGGUCCGGCGACCGGCAAGAACCGACGAAUGACGGUGGGUGAUAUUGACAUGAUAUCAGGAGUUCUCAAACUGAGGUCGAUGUUUAAAACGAGAGUUUAUCUGGAUGACCUGAGUGCUGCUCGAAAUAAAUAUGUGGACGGAGGUCAGGAAGAAGUGCAGGGGACCAGGGGGGAUGAGCCUAUUUCGUUAAUAAAGAGAGACGAAGAAUGCUAAAUUCAACAUUAUCGAUAAAUGUAUAGAAGGCCGGAUAGUGGAGAGGCGUAGCUAAGGAGGUGGAGAGGGGACGGAUGUUCCCGGGAGCCAGACUAAUUGGGGCGCCAAAAUAGACUGGUGGUAUUUUAUCGAUGAAAAUAGUGGAUUUCAGAGUUGAGGGUGCGUAAAAAUGAAUCGUGUCCCCGAGUGCCAAACACACUAGAUACGACCCUGGUAUAUUGCAUUUUACUUUUACAAAAAGAAUAAUCAAUGUGGUAUUUAUUUUUAAUGUAAAUCACUAACAUGCAUUUAAUAACUUUAAUUAACUUUUUAGAUAGCGUAACUAAAAGGGUACGAUUUGCAAUUAGAUUUAUAGAUAAUGAUUAUUGUUUCUCCAUAUAAACUGCGCAGGGAAUUAGAUACAGCAUGAUCGGGUUAUGUAUGGGCAGUGGUAGAUCCAAAAAGAAGUAAGAUUAUUUUGUAAAAUUUAUUGAGUACCCGGUAUUCCUUUUGAUAUGUGACCGUAAUUAAAAUAGUGUUUUUCCCCUUCUCAUUUUAAUAGUUUUUCUUAACGUUGACUG